GCAGUACGGGAAGACAUUCUGGACGAGUGUGGCCGGUCGUGCCAUAGUAGUGUCGGCCGAUCUGGAAUUCCGCCGUUUCUUCCUCCAGCAAGACGGGAAGCUGUUUGACUUAUGGACUCUCGACUCAUUUGCAAAGCUUUUCGCACAAGAGAGCGAGGCCCGCUCCAACAUCCCGAACGUCCACAAGUACAUCCGAAGCACGGUUCUAAAAUACAUGGGGAUGGAGGUCCUCAGGGAGAAGUUGAUUCCCUUGAUGGAAGAAGCAUCUCGAGUGGCGAUAAAGAGUUGGUUAGGCCAAGAAUCCGUCGAUGUAAACUAUGCCACCGGAGCUGUAAAGACCAAAUCUUUGGAUCGGAACACUUUGGAAUUGUCAUUUCCUUUUCUCUAACUAGGGUGAUGUGACAUAUUUAACACCCAUUUGCUUCUGAUGUUCUUCCUAGAUGGCAAUUGAGUUCCUCGCAAGGCAAGUGUUGAGCUAUGAUCUUACACAGUCAUCGGAGAAGUUGGGCGAUUUGUUUCUCUCGUUUAUUCAAGGUCUCAUGUCGUUUCCUUUGAACAUACCUGGCACGACAUUCUACAGAUGCAUGAAGAACCGUAGAAGGCGAUGUUGGUCCUCCAGAAGAUGGUAAAAGAUCGGGUCUCUUCGCUGGAGACACCUUACAACGACUUCCUUUCUCGCAUCACGGCAGAUAUUGGCAAAGAGGAAUUCUUAACGGAGGAUUCCGCGGUUCUUCUUAUAUUUGCACUUCUUUUUGUCGGCUCCAAGCCUAUUCCGGCGACAUUGACAUUAGCUAUAAUGUUCCUGGAAGAGAAUCCUAAAGCAUUGCAAGAACUCACUGACGAGCAUGAGGCCGUACUAAGGCGAAGAGAAUCGUCGGACUCCUCCAUCACUUGGGAAGAAUACAAAUCGAUGCCUUUCACUCUUCAUGUAAUACAUGAAACUCUGAGGUUGCGUAACACCGCACCUGGAUUGUUGAGGAGGACGAAAGAGGAUGUGAAAUGGAACAGAUACACGAUUCCCGCGGGCUGGGGAGUUUUGAUAGCCACUUCCGCUUUUCACUUGGAUCCCGAGACCCACAAAGAUCCUACUACGUUUAAUCCCCGGCGCUGGAAGGUUGAAUUUAAGAGGGGAAUCCAAAAGUUUAGGCUAAUUAACAAGAUUAGAGGAGUUGUCAGCAUGAACUUUUGUCCUCGCAAGCGGUUUUUGAUAAAGUGUGAUUGGAUUGUUUACAUUUCGAAUUCCAGGACCGCGAAUCGGAUGCUAUACUGA
Molecule: messenger RNA, 1270 nt
Organism: Rhodamnia argentea
Lineage: Eukaryota; Viridiplantae; Streptophyta; Magnoliopsida; Myrtales; Myrtaceae
Product: cytochrome P450 87A3-like
Exons: 5
Coding region: 605-1270 (221 amino acids)
Biological process (GO): sterol metabolic process
Molecular function (GO): monooxygenase activity; iron ion binding; oxidoreductase activity, acting on paired donors, with incorporation or reduction of molecular oxygen
Source: RefSeq, a predicted model, not a curated record